Fomitiporia mediterranea MF3/22 is the source of this 492-nucleotide messenger RNA. RefSeq lists its product as uncharacterized. The transcript is spliced from 4 exons. NCBI's taxonomy places the organism in Eukaryota, Fungi, Basidiomycota, Agaricomycetes, Hymenochaetales, Hymenochaetaceae. Bases 1 to 492 code for a protein of 163 amino acids. The record is from RefSeq and is a predicted model, not a curated record.
AUGCCGAACGACUUCUCCAAUAAUUUCACACAUUCGAGUACUUCCCGCUGUGCAGCGCAAGCAAUAAUCGACGAACACACACUCGCGACAAUGUCCAUGCCCACACCGCGUGCAUUUACAUUCCUCUGUGCUGAGCUUGACACCAUUUCGAAUAGCGGCAGCAGUGGCCAUUGCUCACCCCUCCUGAGCCGAUUCAUUGCACCUCUGAUGGAACGUCGAGGUCAGAGCAUGCAUUGUGCAUGUACAGACACGGCUUUGCUCGCUGCCCAAAUCAGCUCGUUCAACGCUCCGAAUCUCAACCCUGUCAAUCUCACAACCUGUCUGACAAGCACACGGUACACACGCGCAACUCGGCUCGCUGGGACUGAGCGGCAACCAAGGCGUGGUGACGAAGGCUACAUCAAUCAGCUUGAGAACGCAUUUAUUCUUCCGUUGCGAAUUCUGCCUGCGAAGUUGAAAGACGGAUCCUGGUUUGUCUAUUACCCGAUAUAA